CACACAGCACAGCGCCGCCGCCAGAAGCCAACCCCCCCUCCAAAAUCGCCCACCAUGGCGCCCUCAAGAACACGGACGAUGAAGAACAAGCACGCGGCGAACAAGUCCGGCAUCAGUGGGAGCAAGUCGGCGAGGAAACCAAUGUCGGACGGCGUCGUCAAGUCGUCCAAGAAGAAGCCGCAGGGCAAGAUCACCACCGCGAGCCAAGUGAAGGGUCUGUCCAAUGCGUCGGACCUGAUGAAGAAGAAGAAGAAGCGGGUGUACUCUGAGGCGGAAUUGGGAAUACCGCAACUGAACAUGAUCACGCCGAUCGGGGUGCAGAAGCCCAAGGGGGUGAAGAAGGGCAAAGUGUUUGUGGACGACAGGGAGAGCAUGAACACGAUCCUGGCAAUGGUCCAGGCGGACAAGGAGGGCCAGAUCGAGUCCAAGAUGGUCAAGGCACGACAGUUGGAGGAAAUCCGGGAGGCGAGGAGGAUACAGGCCGAAAAGAAGGAAGAGGAGCGGAAGUCCAAGCUGGAGGAUACCAAGGAUUCUCUCCGCAAGAAGCGGAAACGGCCCCAGACGGCUGAUGAGGGCGAAAGCAUCAAGAAGGUCUCGGUGACGGGCUCCAAGGCGGCGAAGCCAAAGAAGAAGGUUGCCUUCGCCGAAUAAAGGGCCCGGCGGCGGGCUUGCUUGCUUGUAUCACAUUUGUAUGGCGUCUGGCGUCUAAAGCUGCUGCAAGUUGGGGGUACUUGGGAUUGGAGCUCGGUGGUGAUGAAUUGGUCACUUCAUCGGUAUCCAGAUCCAAGAGUAUAUAUAUAUACCUACACAUAUCUAUCGAGUCUGUUGUCAGCAUUGCGGACUAUGCUUCUCGCGCAAUCACCGGCGUCGAUAAGUGACUCAGGUUAGUUAGCAAGAAGGACACAAAGCCUAGUAACAUGAGCCCGGCCCAAGACCAUGAUGUUGUCAGGGGUAUUGUCAGGGGUAUAAUCCAGAAUUAGGUAUUAGGUAUUAGGUGCUUAAACGCCAACACAGAGAUCCCACCAAAAUCCAAUAUCA
Molecule: messenger RNA, 1038 nt
Organism: Phialemonium atrogriseum
Lineage: Eukaryota; Fungi; Ascomycota; Sordariomycetes; Cephalothecales; Cephalothecaceae
Product: putative 60s ribosomal subunit assembly export protein loc1 protein
Exons: 2
Coding region: 55-651 (198 amino acids)
Biological process (GO): ribosomal large subunit biogenesis; intracellular mRNA localization
Cellular component (GO): nucleolus; preribosome, large subunit precursor
Molecular function (GO): mRNA binding
Source: RefSeq, a predicted model, not a curated record